This is a messenger RNA of Symbiodinium pilosum, 1422 nucleotides long. The record is from the annotation of a GenBank genome assembly. Lineage: Eukaryota; Dinophyceae; Suessiales; Symbiodiniaceae.
AUGGGCUUGCAGCAGCCUUUGCAGGGCAAAAUCAUCCCCAUCAAGGAGGAUGGAGAUCCAAGCCAGCUGGGUGAUGCGCGCAAGUCCAGCAGAACCAAACCGGAUUCACCGCGUGGAGCCCCCCCAGCUUUACUAGGCAAGCCUCUGAGACCAGAAUCUGAUGAGUUCGAAGGGGAAGCCGAUUCCUUUGGCCUGCCAUACAUCCGCCCUUCGCAGCACACUGAAGCAGGGUCCGUUGCCCGAGGACAGUUUCCAUCUGCAGCGAAGCAGAUCUUGCAUGACCUGCGGCAUGGAGUUCACGACUCCAAGAGACGCGCAAGCGCGCCCGCAAUCCAUUCUCUGGAAUUCAAUAGCCCGGGCCAAGCCCGGAAACGAGCGACAGUUUGUGCGCAUCCUGUAGCAGAGAUAGAGCCAUUCGAGCAUCCCUUCGCGGCAAAUCGCAGGGAAGAGACUCUCAGUCUGGAUCUGUUGGAGGUGAUGGAGGAUCAUCAGAAAGAGCAGAAGGAUGAACCACAGGAGGUUGGCACAGUCGCCACAGGAAGGUCGAAGACCCUGGCAAAGCAAUCCUCCAGAAUUUCAACUGCAACAUCCAGCAUGAGAUGGAGACAGCCAGAAUGUACCUUGAUAAUCGUGGAUUGGGACGACACGAUUUUUCCAACGAGCUGGCUCCAGAAAAAGGGUUGGUUCGCGCAGUGGGUGACAUCUGGAAAGCUGGGAACCUUUAUGGUGCGUGAUGAGCUGGACAUUCCAUCCAACGACUUGGCUUUGAUGGAGGAGCUGGAUACGAUUAUGGAAGCCUUCCUGGAAUCUGCAUGCGAGCUGGGACAAGUGAGUUGUGUAACAUUGGCCCGCAGACCGUGGCAAGAGCGAACCAUGCGAACGUUUCUCCCAAAGCUGUCAACUGCCUGGGACAAGCAUUUUGUCGUCGUGCGAUAUGCCCGCGAGGAGAAGUCAGUCCACGUAGAUGAUUGUGGCUUCACGCCUGUGGACAAGGAAGAUUAUGAGGUAAUCCGACAGGUAACCUAUGCCAAGAAGAAGCAAAAGUCCAUGGAACGGCUGCUGCGAAAGUUCUACAAGAAAGGAAGCUGGAAGAACGUGAUAAGUCUGGGUGAUGGGCCAGCCGAGCGUCAGGCUCUCCAAGAGAUCGGCUUCCGCCAUCUGAACCCUGCAAGUCCAAAGACUGGGCUCCAUAAAUCCUUCAGAACCAAGUCUGUCAAGAUGUUGGAGGAGCCUUGCUGUUCCGAGCUCGUCGCAGAGCUCCAAAUGUUGCAAGCCUGGUUGCCUGCGUUGGCAUCCUUGGAUGAAGACAUUGACAUUGAUCUUGGCGAAGGUGAGGACGCGCUCGUGGACAUGCAUCAGCAAUUGAUGGAGUGUGUGGAGACUUGCUCCAGAUCAAGCAGCCCAGACAGCUCCAAAAGUUGA